This is a messenger RNA of Auxenochlorella protothecoides, 597 nucleotides long. RefSeq names its product N-alpha-acetyltransferase 11. NCBI's taxonomy places the organism in Eukaryota, Viridiplantae, Chlorophyta, Trebouxiophyceae, Chlorellales, Chlorellaceae. The record is from RefSeq and is a predicted model, not a curated record. Gene Ontology annotation, molecular function: protein-N-terminal-glutamate acetyltransferase activity; protein N-terminal-serine acetyltransferase activity. The transcript is spliced from 5 exons. Gene Ontology annotation, biological process: N-terminal peptidyl-glutamic acid acetylation. The coding region runs from base 1 to 597 and encodes 198 amino acids. Gene Ontology annotation, cellular component: NatA complex.
AUGGUGUGCAUACGGCCUGCUGUGGUCGCGGACCUGCUGCAGAUGCAGCGGUGCAACCUGAUGUGCUUGCCUGAGAACUACCAGCUCAAGUACUACUUCUACCAUGCCCUAUCGUGGCCACAGCUCCUGUAUGUGGCUGAGGACUACGAUGGCACCAUCGUGGGCUACGUCCUAGCCAAAAUUGAGGAGGAGGCGUCAGAGACGCACGGCCACAUCACCUCUCUAGCCGUGGCCAGGAGCCACCGCAAGCUGGGUCUUGCCACCAAGCUCAUGACGGCUGCACAUGCCGGGAUGGAGGACACAUUUGCGGCCCACUAUGCAUCGCUCCAUGUGCGAGCCUCCAACCGCGGCGCCCUGCAUCUUUACAUGGACACCCUGGGAUACGAGUACGUGGCCCUCUGUGACCGGGAGGCGCAGUACUAUGCAGACGGCGAGGACGCGUUUGACAUGCGGAAGCCGCUAGCAGGGUUCAAGAACGUAAAACGAGGGAAGGGGAAGGCAGAAACGCUCCCAAUUGGAGCUCUGGGGGAACCCAUGCCCCGGACUUCCUCAGAUGCCGUGCUGUCUGCCGAGGCUGGCAAAUCCGUGACUGCAUAA